Molecule: messenger RNA, 1788 nt
Organism: Echinococcus granulosus
Lineage: Eukaryota; Metazoa; Platyhelminthes; Cestoda; Cyclophyllidea; Taeniidae
Product: Centrosomal protein
Exons: 9
Coding region: 1-1788 (595 amino acids)
Cellular component (GO): centrosome
Source: RefSeq, a predicted model, not a curated record
AUGAAAGAAGGAAGGAGAGUAGUUAAGGACAGUGUCUUGGACCGUCACAUGAUGUAUCAAUCAACGGGUAAACUGGCUGUCCGGACAGCGCUUUGUAAUUUUGACCGAUCCGAUGCAAAGGCUGCAAACACGGCUAGAAUGCUCUUCUACCAUCCACGGAGACUGAAUUUGUCCGAGGAGUUGCUAUCACAGGUGCAUGCCCUACAACGUCAGGGCGAGAUGUGGAAAGACUCUCUGCGCUACCAGACCCCCAAUAUGGACACGAUGGGUGGCAUCCGCCGACUAACCUUGAAUGACAACCCUCACAUAGGCAAUAACGGCUCCAAGUUGCUGUGCGAGGUGCUGCGAGACGAUAGGUGGGUCAAAGCCAUUGACCUGCAAAACUGCGGCCUUGCUGACCCCGCAGGUCAAGCGUGGUUAAACCUCCUCAAGGCGCCCGUCAAGGGGUUAAAGGGCACUGGCGAGAUGGCGGGCAACCGGACACUGGGCAUUGUCGACUUGAGGCGGAAUAAAAAAAUGGAUAGAAAUAUUCUUCGAGCUGUUACAGAACGCGUUCUCACCAAUUCACAUGGCAAGCAUCUCGAGUUUAAGUGGUUGAGAGCACUGGCCAAACCAGCGAAUCGAGGCCGAGUAACUGACUGGCCGGGUAUGGUUGGCGUGUUGCGAUUGGAUUUGGAUGCUCCGCAGCCACCGAAACGCACCUCCACAGCCAACCCUACCUACCAGCCUAAACCCGUCCCGGCAGCAAGAACUAUACAGAGACCAAAUUUUAGGCCUGCAGGGGGACCUUUGACCUCUCGACCACUGCUUCAAGCACGUGCUCAAAGUCUACCUCGUCUAAACAGUGCAACACAAGCACCACAACCGGCGCCUCGUCUGGGUACGCGCCAGUCUCGUCUGUCACGCUCGGCCAGUGUCUCCGCUCAAAACACACCCUGGAAGGUUGGUCUAACACGUAUCACAAGUGUCUAUCUCGGUGGGGAUGAUGAAUCUAACUACAACAACAAUUUACAUGAUGAGAACGCUAUUGUACGUGGCAUUCCAUGGCGCACUGCGGCUAGAGCCAGACGUAACACCGAGACUACAGCCAAAACUGAGGCAAUGGUUAAAGUUCCACCAAGUCUAAUGACUACAUUGAGUAAGAUGGAUUUGGUGAAUGGGAAACAAUCCACAAACGGCACCUCCUUACUGUCGUCGUCACCAUCAUCAUUGCGAAAGGCCUCUCUUCCCUCCAAUUCGAGUGUGGGUGGUGUGGAGGCCAGAAAAACCUCCUCCACUGGCACUUUGACAUCGUCCGUUAACACUUUUGCAAAAGGUACCUCCCAUCGCUCCAAGGAGGGUUCACCUGAGAGCCGACUGCGUCAACAGUUGAAGAAACACAUGCGUAAACGUCUUGAGAACAUGGACCUGCACGGGAAGAGGACCGACGUCCUUCGCGACCUCUACGCCCGCUUGAAUGCAACCCUAUCAGAGGUGGAGAAAGUUGUCAAGAAAUUGGCAGAUCAAAAAAAACCAAAACUAACUACAAAAUCGGAGGAGGAACAACUUUUACUCAUCCGAUCAGCUUUGCGAGGCAUGAUGACCCCACUGCGUCGCCAAAUGAGUACUGACAAGGUCAAUCAGGCCUCUUUCAAGGUCAACCAAAGACGCAUCUUCUCCUCCUACGGACACUACCAAAAGAAGAAUGCCAAGUCUACACGAGAUGUGGCUUCAGGCACCUCUACUAGAUCCACUAAGCAUUCCACGAAGAAGGCUAGUGGAAGUCAGGUCUGUUCUUGCCAGUUCUGA